Synchytrium microbalum is the source of this 360-nucleotide messenger RNA. RefSeq lists its product as uncharacterized. Gene Ontology annotation, molecular function: calcium/calmodulin-dependent protein kinase activity; calmodulin binding. Bases 1 to 360 code for a protein of 119 amino acids. The record is from RefSeq and is a predicted model, not a curated record. Gene Ontology annotation, biological process: protein phosphorylation. The transcript is spliced from 3 exons. NCBI's taxonomy places the organism in Eukaryota, Fungi, Chytridiomycota, Chytridiomycetes, Synchytriales, Synchytriaceae.
AUGGUAGUCUUCCACGUUCAACAGUUGUUUGAACCCGAAGCAGGAGAACACCAAGUUGAAGGACUACUCUUUCAUAAAUUCUAUUUUGAACCAGCAAACAAUAACACUCUUUUUACACCCCAGGCAGCAGUCACGAAUCCCCCUAUACACACCACCUUAAUAGACCCACGAGUCCGUAUCCUAGCACCCGGAGCUGCAUGCAUCAGUUAUGUUAGACUGACACAAUCUGUAACUCGAGACGGUCAAGCCUUUACAAAAAGCUCUCAAGAAACCAGAGUGUGGUCUAGAGACAGUAUUGAUGGAACGUGGAGGAAUGUUCACUUUCAUCGCAGUGGUUUUCCAUCUGCGCCAAGAACCUAA